AAAAGAGAGAGGCGGAAAAAAAGAAAAAGAAAAAAGAAAUGGGAAGCGGCAGCCGAGCCUUCUUCCUCUGCAAACCACCCUCGCUCGCCACCCUCAUUCCCUCGCUCGCCGCCGCCCACCGCCUCCGGUUCAGCUUCAUCCCGCUCGGCGGACCCCACCCUCCCUCUCCGUCCGCCCCCGCGCCCCGCCGCAUGGCCACGGAGGUCGCCGCUUCCCUGCCGGGCGACGCCGCCAGCUCCCCGGUCGUCGAGAAGCAAACCGCUUCCGCUUCUUCUUCUUCUCCGUCGCCAUCGCCUUCUUCCGCGUCCUCCGCGAUCGACUUCCUCACUCUCUGCCACCGCCUUAAGACAACCAAAAGAGCUGGCUGGGUGCGGAGAGAUGUAAAGGAUCCAGAGUCUGUAGCGGACCAUAUGUAUCGAAUGGGAUUGAUGGCGCUUAUUGCUUCAGAUAUUCCUGGUGUUGACCGAAACAAGUGUAUAAAAAUGGCAAUUGUACAUGACAUAGCUGAAGCUAUUGUUGGGGACAUAACCCCUUCUGAUGGCAUCUCAAAGGUGGAGAAAAGCAGAAGAGAGAGGGAAGCAUUAGAUCACAUGUGCAGAUUACUUGGUGGAGAAUCACAAGCAAAGGAGAUAAAUGAACUAUGGAUGGAGUAUGAGGCAAAUUUAUCACCAGAAGCCAAAGUUGUUAAGGAUUUUGACAAGGUGGAGAUGAUACUUCAAGCCCUGGAGUAUGAAAAUGAGCAAGGAAAGGAUCUUGACGAGUUUUUCAUGUCAACUGCUGGAAAAUUUCAGACUGAAUUGGGCAAAGGUUGGGCAUCAGAGAUAGCAUCAAGAAGGAAAGGGCAGUAGUUAAAUCUUUUUGGAGCUUUUCAAAUUCGAAUCUUCGGUACUCUCGACAAGUGAUAUGAUCGUCAUGAGGAUUAAUGACCCUAUUCCAGUGAAAUGGUUGGUGGCAUCUGCUCUCUCUCCUUUUCCUCUUUGGUGGGGGGAAAGAGAAGUCAACGGACAUUGCAAAAAUAGGGAAUUAACUUGUGGCUCAUUUGUCCUGGAAUGUGGCCAUUCUGAUUAUAUGUGACCUUUAGCUUGAACGAACUUUCAAAUGCUUACAGCCGCCAUCGCGCGAGGAAUUUGGCCUUUGCUAAAUUGGAAGGCUCUUUUCUCAUCUGGUUCCGUAAUGAUCCCAAUGUUACCUGCUGCACGUUUCGAUUCCAGACUUUUCCGGGAUCUUUAACUAAAGCAGAUCCUUGGUUUAACUGGUGUGCAUCUUUUUCG
Molecule: messenger RNA, 1271 nt
Organism: Rhodamnia argentea
Lineage: Eukaryota; Viridiplantae; Streptophyta; Magnoliopsida; Myrtales; Myrtaceae
Product: 5'-deoxynucleotidase HDDC2
Exons: 8
Coding region: 39-848 (269 amino acids)
Cellular component (GO): cytoplasm
Molecular function (GO): 5'-deoxynucleotidase activity
Source: RefSeq, a predicted model, not a curated record